Molecule: messenger RNA, 1923 nt
Organism: Molossus molossus (Pallas's mastiff bat)
Lineage: Eukaryota; Metazoa; Chordata; Mammalia; Chiroptera; Molossidae
Gene: LTK
Product: leukocyte receptor tyrosine kinase
Biological process (GO): positive regulation of kinase activity; cell surface receptor protein tyrosine kinase signaling pathway; regulation of neuron differentiation
Cellular component (GO): signaling receptor complex
Molecular function (GO): ATP binding; transmembrane receptor protein tyrosine kinase activity
Source: RefSeq, a predicted model, not a curated record
AUGGUGCUCUAUGAUCCUUGCCUCCUUCCUGGCUCCCAGACACAGAGGGGCCUUGGCAGUUCUCCACCGGCGGGGCCCACACAAUGCGACGACGGGAGCAGCGUGGUGGUGACAUGCCCGGGUCUGGCGGGGAGCCCCAGGGUGGGAGCCCUCGCCUGGUGCCCUGGUCCCUCGACGGCUGAGGGCCCGCCCCUGAGCGCGCCGCUGGCCCGCAGCUGCACAGGCGAGCUGGAGCCCCAACCCGUGUGGGGCCGGAGGCGGCGGUCGGGCCUGCCCGGCGCGGCCGCGCGGAGGACUCAGGCCGCCCCGGAGAAAAUGGAGCCGCCCAAGGCGCGCGGGAGAGGCGGGGCGGCGGGGGGUGAUGCCUCAGAGACUGAUAUGCUCUGGGCUGAUGGGGAAGAUGGAGUUUCCUUCCAACCCAGCAGUGAGCUCUACCUGCAGCCUCUGGCAGAUAUUAUCACAGAGAACCGUGGAGAAGUGGAGAUCAAACUGUACCUCAGUUGCAGUCAUUGCCUUUUGAAAGACUGUCAGUGGCAGGCAGAGUUCUGGUUGGUCAAAUGCAUGUGACUAGAGGGCACGGAGCUAACUGUGAAUAACAUCACCUGCAGGAGUAUUCCUGCCCCACUCCCAGGCCCUCUGGUUCUAUUAGUGGCUGUGAUGGCGACGUCUACACUGAGCCUCUGAUUCUGGGUACAGAUCAUCCAGCAGGCAUGGCUGAUUCAAGUGAACCCUAAGCAGUGGCAGGGCCUGUAAGGAACAAGACUGCCAGGCCCUAAGCUCAAGCUGAGCAAGCUUCAAUCCACCAUCAGGACAGCCCCCAAUCCCUACUACUGCCAGAUGGGGCUUGGCCCACCCCAGUCCUGGCCUCUGCCCCCAGGGCUUGUCGAGAUUUCCCCAGACAAUGUCACUCUGCUCAGAGCCCUGGGCCAUGCUGCCUUUGGAGAGGUCUGUGAGGUGCUUAUUGGCCUUCCUGAGGACCCCAGCCCCCUGCAGGGAGCUCUGUGCCCUCUUCCUCCCCAGAUUCUGGAACUCUGCUCUCCUCAGGAGGGUUUCCUGGAAUAGGCGCUCAUCAUCAGGUGCACCUGGGACCAGGGUGCCCCUCCCCUAAUUCUGCCGGAGUUGAUGUCUGGAGGGGACAUGAAGAGUUUCCUGAGGCACAGCAGGCCACACCUGGGCCAGCUGUCACCUCUGGCCAUGCAAGACCUGCUCUAGCUGGCCCGGGACAUAGCCCAGGGCUGCCACUACCUGGAGGAAAAGCACUUCAUCUACGGUUCUGGCAAAGACACUGCUGCCAGGAACUGCCUGCUGAGCUGCAGUGGGUCCAGCCAAGUGGCCAAGAUUAGGGGCUCUGGGAUGGCUAGAGAUGUCCAUAGAGCCAGUUAUUACCAAAACAGGGCCCAGGCUCUGCUGCUGGCCAAAUGGAUGCCCCCAGAGGCUUUCCUGGAGGGCAUCUUCACAACUAAGACAGACUCCUGGUCUUUUGGGGUACUUCUCUGGGAGAUCUCACGGCCCUAACCGGGACACACCAACCAGGAGGUGCUGGACUUCAUAGUCAGAGGGGAAUGGGUGGACCUACCUGGGGCAGUCCAGGGCCUGUGGUAUUGUAUCAUGACCCAGUGUUGGCAGCACCAGCCUGAACUCUGCCCUAGUUUUGCCAGCAUCUUGGAGUGUCUUCAUUACUACACUCAGGACCGUGAUGUACUGAAUUUACCACUGCCAAUGGAGCUAGGGCCUACCCUGGAAGAGAAAGGGGCUUCUGGGCCAGGGAGCAGGUCUUUGGAGUGCCUAAGAUCCCCACAUGCCCAGGAACUGAGUCUGGAGAGCUGGAAAGGGAGCUUCCUUGGCCCCUGGCUGCCCUCUGUCCUCAAGCCCCCCCAACCUGUCCACAACCCUACAGAUGCCUUUGAUAAAGAGCUCUUUUAA